AUGAGGUUCAUCUACUUAUUCCUGGGCAUAGCAUUCGUUGUUGCGCGGUACAUGACGCGCCGGUGGUGGCAACACCUCAGGCUGAAAAGGGCGCGCAGCAGGGCGGGGUACGCCAUGCAGCCGACCUUGCCGGACCUGCCGCAAGCGCCACCGCGGUCUGAGGCUGCGAAGGAGGCAGAGGCGGAACAGACGGCAAAGCACCUGAAGCAGCAGCUGCCUGUGGGCCCUCAGUACCUCAGCAGGGAUGACCUUGUUGAGGCGGUCAAGCCCACCGAUGCUCAGAUGGCGCUCUGCUCCCUCUACAGCAACAGGUACUACACUCAAAAGCGGCUGGCGCGCGCAUCGAAGAAGCUGGGCAUUCCGGAGCUGACCGUGUAUGACCAGUUUGAAGACCGCCGCGUGGGCCUGCGCAUGUGCACCUUCACGUCUGACGUGCAGGACUUGGGCGACGGUGUCAAGGUGGCGGCAGCGGUGUUUGCGCUGCGGGGCACGCGGCUGACCAAGGCGGGGACGGUGCAGGCGGACAUCCAGCUGAUGAAGGACCGCGAUGCGGAGCUGUACUACUCGCAGCGCGCGCUCAAGCACGUGCACAAGCACAUCCGCCGCCUCACCCUGCAGCAGCCCCACGUGCAGUGGGGCUUCUUCACCACCGGGCACUCGCUGGGGGGCUUUGCGGCGGCGACGUGCCUGAUCCUGUGCGACCACAUCCUGACGUGCACGGCCUUCGAGAGCCCCGGGCUGACCACGUUCUACCACCGGCUGGCCGCGCAGAAGGGCGACGAGGAGUUCUGGCGCGCGCGCAUCACCAAUUACCUGGCCAUCCCCAACCCCAUCAACAUGUGCCAGCGCCACCUGGGCCGCAUCGUCAGGGUGCACUUCCCGCGGCUGGAGUGCCGCACGGACGCGACGCAUGUGCUGCGGUGCGCGCUGGGCACGGGCGUGCGCGUCCUCAACUGGGGCCUGGCGGCCAGCGCCGGCGUCUCCGCGCUCUGCCUCGCCGCCGGCAUCUCGCGCUCCGCCCUCAUCUGCCGCAUGCUGGAGGCGUGGGCGUCGGAGUGUGCGCUGGAGGUGGCGGUCCCUCCGGUGGCGGCGUCCGCGUACUGGAGCCUGAACAGUGCGGCGGCCAUGGUGGCCACGCGGCUGGGCACCACGCUGCGCUACAUCCUGCAGCAGCACUCCAUGUGGCAUAUGGCCCAGGCACGACUCACCUCCCCCCCCCUUGAAUUCCCCCAGACUGCAUUUGACGCGGUGGGCGGCGGCCCGCGGCAGAGCAUAGAGAUGGAGUCGUGGCCGCGCAUGGAACGCAUGACCGAGACGUUCGGCGCCACAGUUGGCCGCGCGCUGCUCGAGUCCUUCUACGCCACCGCCUCCACCGAGGGCCUCUCCGUCAUCUUCAACCGGACUGCGAUGGUGGAAGCGCGCAUCCGGCGGCUGCCGGGCUAUGUGCCGGCGCGCAGCGCAGACUUCGACGACGCCACGUCGGAGGGCGGCCACUCGGCGUUCCUGUGGCGACUGGGGGACGCGUUCGAUCUGUGGGAGGAGCAGGGGGAUUUAGUGGAUGACACCGGGGUUGCCCCUUCCCCGCUGGCAGCUGUGGAUGGUCCUGUGGAUGUACCUGACAGCCUCAACACCACGGAGGAUUCGGAGCUUUCAGGGGCGGUGCCAAAUGCCUUUGGAGAGACCGAUGGCGGUUGCGCAGAAGCUGCUGAUGUCCCCUCCAUGUUUGGCCCCUCGCCCUUCGAGCGCGCCAGCCUCACAGGCUAUGACUCAGACGACGAGGGAGAGACUGAGGGGCAGGGGCACAAUGCAUCCACGGCCAAUCUCAGCGCAUUUGACGACUGCACCACUGAUGCUGAACUGCAGCGCGGCCCCCUAACCCGCAGCUGCAGCCAAUACCCUGCUUCACGCAGCUGCGGCUCUCUGGGGCCUCGAAGCUCCUCGGCCUUCGUACUGGGCAAAACACUGGGCGCCAGUCGUGGUUUCUCUGACAGGGGCCAGGAAUCAGACUCUCUUGACGUGUCCGGCCUGGACCCCGACACCGAGGCCGACGGCGCCGGGCGCUCGGCGGACGAGUCUGCGGGUGAGUCAUCGGGCCGGCGGAGGGGCCUGUUCAGGCAUCGCCGCUGGCCGUCCCGCCACGCGUACGACAGCACCUCCGGCGCCGAAGGCCCUUCCACCGCUGACGAGGCGUGGCAGAAACCCCGCCACCUGCGCAGCGCCGGCGACGGCUGCCGCGGCCUGCCUUCUGCGGCACAGUGUAUGCCCGGCAGCUCUUCCCUACAGACUCCGCGCAGCAAGCUCCGCUGUGCGUCGACAGAUGCAGACGAGGGUGUUGGUGAGAAGCUUGGAGGCAACGCGGGGGAGACAGGGUAUCAGACGGAGUCGGAGGCGGGGGUGGAUGCGGGGAUGGAGGAGGGUUUGUGGGCAAAUAAUGCGGCGGCCGCGGCGGUCGAUGCGCCAUCGGCUGCCGGCGGCUGGUUCCGGCGGCCCAUACUGUGGGCCGGCAUCAAGAGGGGCAUCCGCCGGCGUGCUGUGCCAGACCUUGUAUGA
Molecule: messenger RNA, 2550 nt
Organism: Coccomyxa subellipsoidea C-169
Lineage: Eukaryota; Viridiplantae; Chlorophyta; Trebouxiophyceae; Coccomyxaceae
Exons: 11
Coding region: 1-2550 (849 amino acids)
Source: RefSeq, a predicted model, not a curated record